This is a messenger RNA of Prorocentrum cordatum, 513 nucleotides long. NCBI's taxonomy places the organism in Eukaryota, Dinophyceae, Prorocentrales, Prorocentraceae. The record is from the annotation of a GenBank genome assembly.
GACUCGCCGCCGCCGCCGUCGGCUCGGAUCGCGCGCGCCGAUGUCAGCAGCAUGCCGGAGAACAUCAAGGAGGCGUUCGCCCGGGAGCGCCAGGGGGCGCAGGAGGUUCGCGAGGCCGUCAUCGAGGAAGCGCGCUCGGAGAACGCGAAGGCCAUGGAGGAGGCUGUGCGGAAGGUGCUCCGGGAGGUUCAGGAUCGGAUCCCAUCGGAUAUUCAGGAUCAGUUCGGGAUCUCCAAGGAGCAGAAGAUCUCCAUGCGAUCGGUCUCCACGAUCACCAACCGGUUUCGAAGCAGUCCCAUCCCGCUUGAGCGCGGGGGGCAUUUCGGAGUCUGGAAUAUGUCAGGCGGCAGUUCGAUCGAUCUGGAUUGGGUCUCAGAGACGGCGGGCUGGACGGGGCGCCAGCUCGAGUCAUGCGAGGUCUCGUCUUUUCUGGUGCAACUCGCUAUCGCAAGCUGGAGCACUCCUGGCAGCAGGCUGGGGCUGCUGGCCGACGUUGCCAGGGUGCAGAUCGGG